ACCGCCCUGAUGUCAAAGUGACAGCGCUGACAAGAUGGCGGAGGGAAGCCCAACGAAGUGAAGAGGGCAAGACAAGAAACAUUUGUACCAAACAGUCUCACAGAGACGAUUUCUUUGGUCGCUUUUGUGGGAAGGCGGGCAUUUGUUAUUCGGCGGCUCUUUGAAGGGGUGCGUUAAGAAACAAACAACAAGAGCAAACAGUUCUACUUCUCAAGAGUCCAAGGAGUAAACAGAAGUCUCGUUUGCAGCGGUAGAUUAAUCUGCGGAAGACUUCGCACAUCGAGGACCCGAAGCAGCCUAUCAAGAGGGAAAACGAGCCAGAAAGAGUCGGAGCUCGCUCUGUGUGAAUAAUGUCAAGCAACAUUUCACCGGGCGGCCUAGACGCUUCGUGGAAACUUGCAGCCCCGUGAAUUGUAUGCUCUGCAUUUCCGUGUGUCCGGUUCUUCAGUUAGUUAUGAAAUUAGUAUAUUUUUAAUCUUUCCAUCAAUGUUUUGACACUGUUCAAAAGGAAGACGAGGGUUUGGGGGAACGAGUGAGGUAAUCCAGGGGGACCGGAGGCAGUCUUGAACCGGUGAUUUUGUUUUACAAUUUACCCUAUUUUCUGAGGGACGAGACUUAUUUCAAAAGGAACGGUUUUUAUUUAUUUAUUUUUGUUUUAAAUCGCCACUGGAUGUACAUACGUUCGUUUUUAAAGGAAGAAAUAUUGGAUACUUUAAACGUGUAAGACGUCAUCGGUAUCAUUUUCUUUUUUGCUGGUUUAUAUUGCUUGACGCUAUGGCUCACUCUCCGGUGCAGCCUGGCCUGCCGGGGAUGCAGAAUUUAAAAGCAGAUCCUGAAGAACUUUUUACUAAACUUGAAAAAAUAGGCAAAGGCUCUUUUGGUGAAGUUUUUAAAGGCAUUGACAAUCGGACUCAGAAAGUUGUGGCUAUUAAAAUUAUUGAUUUAGAAGAAGCUGAAGAUGAAAUAGAAGACAUUCAACAAGAAAUUACAGUACUGAGCCAGUGUGAUAGCCCUUAUGUAACCAAGUACUAUGGCUCUUAUCUCAAGGAUACAAAAUUAUGGAUUAUAAUGGAAUAUUUAGGUGGAGGUUCUGCACUGGAUCUGUUAGAGCCUGGCCCUUUGGAUGAAACACAGAUUGCCACAAUUCUCAGAGAAAUUUUGAAAGGACUUGAGUACCUACAUUCCGAAAAGAAAAUACACAGAGAUAUUAAAGCUGCCAAUGUUUUGUUAUCUGAACAAGGAGAUGUCAAACUAGCAGAUUUUGGUGUUGCAGGACAAUUGACAGACACACAGAUAAAGAGGAAUACAUUUGUAGGUACACCUUUUUGGAUGGCACCAGAAGUAAUAAAGCAGUCAGCAUAUGAUUCAAAGGCAGACAUCUGGUCUUUAGGUAUAACAGCAAUUGAACUAGCAAAAGGAGAGCCACCUCACUCUGAAUUGCAUCCAAUGAAGGUUCUGUUCCUGAUCCCAAAGAAUAACCCACCAACACUGGAAGGAAACUACAGCAAACCACUUAAAGAAUUUGUUGAGGCCUGCUUGAACAAAGAACCUAGCUUUAGACCAACAGCAAAAGAGCUCUUGAAGCACAAAUUUAUUGUACGACAUGCCAAGAAAACAUCAUACUUAACAGAGCUCAUAGACAGAUACAAAAGAUGGAAGGCAGAGCAGACCCAUGAUGAGUCAAGUUCAGAGGAAUCAGAUUCAGAGCAAGAUGGACAAGCAUCUGGUGGUAAUGAUCCUGGAGACUGGAUUUUUACAAUCAGAGAAAAGGAUCCCAAAAAACUACAGAAUGGUGCUGCACAACCAGAGGAAUUAGAAAGAAAUAAGGUACAAGACAUUCCAAAGAGGCCUUUGUCACAGAGUUUGUCAACGAUUUUUUCUCCAUUGUUUGCUGAGUUAAAAGAGAAAAAUGAAGCCUGCAGUGGUAAAACAGAGGCAGUUGAACAAUUGCGAGAAGCAAUUUUCUUAGUAGAAGAACCAUGCCCUGGAAUUUGUGAUUUAAUGGUAUCAGAACUAAUACAGAGAAUUCAAAGAUUCUCAAUUGGUGGGCCGUCACCUUCAUCCCAGUGAACAUUCUUCCCCAGAUGUUGACACCUUGCUGUCUGUUUUCAAGAGGUGCUCUUAUUACUGAUAUACCAGAAAUGCCACAGUGAAGACAGGAGCUCUCUAUGUGCAGGGCAGAACAUUCUUAAGCAAGCAACAGCCAACAUGAAGUCUCUCGGAAGAACUGUCAUUCUACAGCUGCUUAAAGCAAAAGAUUCUUAUGUAUUUGUUUUAGUUAAUGUCGUAGUGCACAUAUUAAAGGGUAGGGGAUCAUUUACAAGAUUUUGUUUUUUGUUUUUUUAAGGUUUAGCCCUCCCCCCAUUGUGAUUUAGUACCAGGAUUCCUUCAUGUGGAUCUUCACUGGUAUCCAGCUGAUGUAAAAGGUAGAUUUGUAGGUAAACUAAAAUACGUUUUAGCUUUCCCAGCCUUUACAGUAUGUUUCACCAUCAGUCGUAGUAUUUUUGAGUAAAGAAGAAAUAUUCAUCAAUAGUUUUUGAUUGUAAGCAGGCCUAAUUAAAGUGCUUAUUCCACAGUUCCCUGGGUUUACAAAUUACAAAUCUGCCAUGAAGUCUCAACUGCUCAAAGUAUGGACAGCUGGAAACAAAGAGUUUCUUUUGAAAUCCUGGAUGGAAAAUUUUGUGACUGCUAAGAAAAUUGCUCCAAUUUUUGAAACCUCAGGUAUUUUGCUUUAGGUCAAAUUAAACCUCUGGGAGACGGAAUAAUUUCUGUUGGAUGAGUGUAAAAAUGUGUAUAUAGAGUAAUUUUUACUUAUAUUGAGAUAUUUGGGUGUGCAUAAUGGAAUCACUGUGUUAAAAAGGGGCAAGUGCUUCUGUAGAUACUGUUAGUAGAGGAGAAUCUUGAGAAACAAACCAACACACAAAAGUAAGGCCAUAACUGAGCAUUGCCUUGAAUUGAUCACAUGUACAUUUUGGAUAUAAAAGGACCCUCUCACCCCCGGAUUUUGAUGUUGAAGGAAGAGUUCAUACUUCAACAGAAAGGAAGCGUGACAGAACGGUGUUUUUAUGUUCAUCUUUGUUUAACGCUCUUUUAAGUCAUAAAGGGUUUGUGUUUUUUUUUUUUUGGUUUUUUUGAUCUGCAAGUCUGUUGUCCUCAGCCACGUGACUGUUGAGAUGAAGAGCCACUUUUUGUUCCAUUUCCAGCCAAAUUUUGUAAUCACUUAGCACACACAGAGUAGUGCAAAGCAACUGUGAGGGAAAUGCAAAUAUUGCCAAUUCUGAAAUAUGUUUUACCUUUUUUUUUUAAUAGAUUUGGUACGAUGGUGGCAUAAAAUUUAAGGAAAGAAAUCCUGUACAUACUGUUUGUGCCGUGUACUACUUUAACAACAUAAAACUGGUCUUUUACAAAUAACUGCUUUAAAUACGCCAACCUAUUGGUGUAUUCCCUUUUUUAUUUCUAAGUUUGCUGUGAUUUUUGUUUUCUCCACCAUUCUUCGGGUAAUUCAGUUUUGAAAGUGAUUCUUCAAGAGUGGUUGAAAACUUACCAUGGAAUAUUUUAAUAAAGAUUAUUUUUAAAAGCAGCUAUGCUGCUAAAUGCUGCUGUAGUUUUCUGAUUUAUUUUUGUUUUGUUCUGGCUAAAUGUCAUCUACUGAGAUUUGAUUAGCACAUUUAGAGAUCCACAUUUGAUAAUCUUAAGUUUGUUGGACUUAAUUAGACAAAUGAUUUAACUAAGUUUUCAAUUGUUUUGAUCCUGCAAAUCAUAGCGUGUCUGAUUUUAAUUGUUCAAGUAUGUGGAGCCUGUUGUGAAUCUGAAGCACUAUUUCUUUAAAAUACAACACCAUCACUCGAAACUUCAGUGUGGCAUGAUGGAGGCACAAAAUUCCAGUCUUUUCUUGACGUUACUUCUUCCCUGCUUGUUCCACAUAGCAGACUGCGCGACAAGGAUACGCUAUCAGAUUAGCGCAGGCCCGCACUCGUCUUCUGUAGUGAACGUUAGUUAGCUUUGCAGGAAUGAAGAAGUCAGCAUAGAUUAUUAUAGCAAUAAUUGUGAUCUGUGAAGCGUAGCCUUUGUCCACAUCGCACCCUCCUCUAGCACUCGUUCGUUCCGUUUCGCCACACUGCUAAUUCUGCUCUCAGUUUCUUGGCCGAUCAUUUGAUCCGAGUUCGACCUCUUGGACCCACUCGUCAUCCACUUUAUUUUUUAAAACACUUAAGGGCAUUAAAAAGGCACUUUACAUAUUCUAGAGAAAAUCUGCAGUCCUGAUCAGAGAAACCUUUACUUGAGUGUAUUUUUAAACAACAAACUAGAAAAAGCACAGAGUGUACAGGGUGCUAGUGUUUCUUAUUUAUGGCUCUUCUGCAUUCAUCUAGGUUUGUUUCAAAUGGAACGAGGUGGUCUUCAGUGCUGAAUCCCUAAACGAUUCGCUGGUGUCUGUGCUCUCGUGCCUGUGUUGGUCUUCACGAAAGUGCGGAUUGAGCACAAGAGACACGGUGCCCUCAUUUGAACCUUUUAAAGGGCCUUUUAAGACCCCCAGCCCAGUUGACAGGAACCUUCUGUUUUCCACCUUUGAUGUUCAGUUGAGAUUUGAUGCGUUUCCGUGUCUCCUUUUGUAACAGACUCCAGUUUGUAGUUCAUCUCCUGUUUUCCAGGUGACAAAAGUGCCAUACUUUUUUUUUUUAUUUUAUUUUAUUUAAAUCCCAUCUUUUUUAUACUUUGCACCUUGUUUAGUUUGUCCACUUAAUAUCUGUGUUGCACUUUCUACAAGUUUUUGGAUGUUUUAAAAUUUGGUACUCAAGGCCAUAAUUUUAUGUUAUUUUUUUUUUCUACUCUCAUUACUGUACCUUUGCAGAAAUGGCAAUAAAAGUAGUGAAAUCAUCAGAAUAUAUUCUUCAGCACAGGUAUUGUAGGGAUAAAUCAAUGAAUAAAAAAAAAAUCCAAUAUUUUUGUAACUGUAUAAAGAGCAAGUAAUGCAGUAAAAUAUCUGGGUCUCUGAUGUUUAUUAUUAAUGAUGGGAUUCUUAUUCCAGAUGCUAAUUAAGAUGUGUAAAUUUCAUUUUCUGUAACAUUGCUGACAGUUUAUAGUCCUGUAUAUAAUCCUUGCUUAUGUCAUUAAACAGAAAGGUAUUGAAUUUCUUGUAAGCUUUCAAGUGAUUAAGGAAAUAAAGUUUAAUGCAAAUUUA
Molecule: messenger RNA, 5179 nt
Organism: Polypterus senegalus (gray bichir)
Lineage: Eukaryota; Metazoa; Chordata; Cladistia; Polypteriformes; Polypteridae
Product: serine/threonine-protein kinase 24
Exons: 11
Coding region: 775-2070 (431 amino acids)
Biological process (GO): protein phosphorylation
Molecular function (GO): protein kinase activity; ATP binding
Source: RefSeq, a predicted model, not a curated record